This is a messenger RNA of Salvia hispanica, 1062 nucleotides long. Its product is annotated as Transmembrane proteins 14C. Gene Ontology annotation, cellular component: chloroplast inner membrane. The record is from RefSeq and is a predicted model, not a curated record. Gene Ontology annotation, molecular function: fatty acid transmembrane transporter activity. Gene Ontology annotation, biological process: fatty acid transport. NCBI's taxonomy places the organism in Eukaryota, Viridiplantae, Streptophyta, Magnoliopsida, Lamiales, Lamiaceae.
UGAUUUUUUACAUUUUGUCGACUGGAUCUUCACACUAUUCAACAUAAAUCACAUCAGCAAAUUUAAUCAAAAUUCUGGCAAUCGCAUAUCGAGAACCAUGUCGUCGGCGAUCUCUCAGCUCUCAUGCUUCUCCGCCGUAGUUGACAGCCGCCGUUCGCAUCUCCACCAGAGAUUCCAUCUCUUCCCCACGAAAUUUCGUCCCAUAAAGGUUAUAAAUGUUAUGAACAGUGAUGGGCACGGCUCAAAAUUAUCCCAAUUAGAGAAUAAUACUCCGAGUUAUGUAGAAGAUGCAUCGGCAUCCUAUAACGGAAGCUCGGUGCAGCCGCAUUCUGCUGCUGAUAGUUCUGUUGCCGGAGGAGCAACAGAUGAGCUGGAAAGCGCAGUCAACCAACCAAAGAGGGCAGCAAUGAUUCACGACUUCUGUUUUGGAAUUCCCUUCGGUGGACUAGUAUUUUCCGGGGGUCUCGUUGGCUUUUUGGUUUCAAGAAACCCUCGUACUCUGAUUUCCGGUGUGCUCUAUGGAGGUGCCCUGCUUGCUCUUAGCACGCUGAGCUUGAAGGUGUGGAGACAAGGGAAACCGAGCUUUCCGUUUAUAAUAGGUCAAGCAGUACUCUCGCUCGCCCUCCUACUUAAGCAUUCUCGGGCCUAUACAUUGACAAACAAAUUCUUCCCGGCAGCGUUCAAUGUCGUCAUCAGUGCUGCAAUGCUGUUGUUCUAUGCCUAUGUGAUGAUAUCCGGAGGCAAUCCUCCACCGAAGAAGCUGAAGCCUACUGCUGCAGUUGAGUCCUCGUAGUCAAGAGAUGGAUACUGGUGGUGAGUUACUGAUCACUGGCCCUCAAAGAAGUUUCUUUCGAGUAAAUUUAGAUCAUUAAUACGACGCCUUGGGGUAUCAUGAUUGAGAUACUGAGUGUAUCAUCUGAACUUGGUAGUAUAAAUCCGAAUUGAAUUUUACCAGCAUGAACUCAAGAGUAGAUUAUUAUGGUCUUGUUGUAGGUGACUUUCAGCAGCAACUUUCGAUCAUUUCCAUAGCUAUCUAUAUAUGUUGUGACGCAUAGCAAACAA